AUGCUUAAUGAGGCAAGUGACGAGCUGGUGAAUGGAAAAUUCGUCGAUCGACAGAAAAGAGCCGGAUCGGUGUCGAGUGGGAAAAGCAAGAAAUCAAAACGAAACGCGAAGAAGAAAAGAGCUCGACGGUGGACAUGUUUGGUGGAAUCGCUGAAAACGAGCACCGAUUAUUUGUACGAGUUUUGCCAUAACGAGAAGAGUGUUGAAGGAUGCAAGGACGCGAUCAUGUACUUGACAAACUCGGUGAGGGAUUUUGAGGCGCUGAUCAAAUCGAUUGAAGUCGAGAAUGAUUUCGAAAAUCUCAAGGAGAAAACCGGACGCCCAAAUGUUGCGUGGGAGAUUCGGAAAACGAUGGGCUCACCGUCGCACGUGCUGAUGGAUCGACUCGUUCAACCGAAUGGACCGCCAUUCAUUCUGAUCAAUGAGAAGAAACAGGAAAUGGCACAGAAAGAGGCACAAAUUGGCUACGAGGAUAACGAUGAGAAUGGCUGGAAAGUUGUGCAACGACGGAAAAGGAGUGUCUCAAGCGUAACCACACAGAGUUUAGUGGAUGAGAAAGAGAUGACGCCGGAAGAAGUCGAAUCGAUAAUCCCUCCAAAACAAUCCGUCUACGAUCGUCUCUACUCUUCCGCCGUGAAAAGCCGUGAUGGACAGCCAUCAACCUCGAAUGUGUUCACUUCGUCACGCGGUGGAGCCACAUCGGGUCGGCUGAUGUGCCCACGAAGUGUGAUGGAUUUGCCGCAAACGAGGGCAUCGAUGGCUAAAAUCGCGUACAGCCGACAAAAACUGUGGCAACAACGCGCACAAACGACACUCGCCGAGAAAUUCAAGGAGAGGCAAAAGUUGUAUCGGAAAGAAGUACAGGAGAAGAGAGCUCAAACCCGUUGUGGGCUAAACUUUGCCGAUCCAGUUGCUGUCAAAAAAGCCGCACAAGAUUUCAUCGAAAAGAAGAGAAAGAUAAGGGAAGCCGCUUCUGCAAUCGAUUUGCGAAGUCUUGGAUCAAUAUGUGAGACGGGUGAAGAGGCAGAUGCUAUUCCGGCUGACCCAAAGCCAAGUGAUCAACAAAAUAUGGAUUUGGAGAGGAUACGUCCCCUGAGAGUCCCAUUGCCACCAGCUUCUUGGCACGGUGUGCCGUUGGAUCUAGAGGAUUCGGUGGAAUGGCGUGAAAUGACCGAAGAGGAAGAGAGUUUAGCAAACGAGGAACGAUCGUUGACAAGAGAACUUGAAAAUGAGGAAAGUAUCUCAAUCGAUGAGGAAAUCGAGCGUCACGUGGCCGCUGAUGAGGACGAAAUUGAAGAGAAUCAGGAAAGCGUACAAGAAACGGGAACCCAGACAGUCGAGCCGCAAACUUUCGCAGAAUGUUUAAAGAAUUGGGAUGCCAAAAUGUACGCAAGUUUCCCGUGGUGUGAGGUGUUUGACGACGAUUUCACUGGACAUUACAAAGAGCCGGGAGAGGAGACAGCAAAAUUGGAGAAGUUGAGCAGUCCGAGGAAGAGAGACAUUUCCAAUUUGCAAGAGAAAACCUUGCUAAGACAGCAACGAGCCGAAGAGUUACGCCAGCAAUUGCUUGAGGAAAAAGCUCAACGAUUGAAGGAUUUAUCGAAAAAGAUUGAUGAGAUCCGAACCCGACAGGCUGAGAUCUACGAGCGAAAGAUGGAUUUGUACGCGACAAGCAUGGAGAGUCAUGAAGAGAAAAGAAACAAGAAUAUAGCCGAGAUUGUGAAAAAAGCGAAAGAUGAUGAUCAGAGGGUACAAGAGGUGAUCUUUUGUAAUACGGUUGAAGCUGAUUUGUCGGCACAUGAGAAAGAGAUUCGGGAGAAGGUGAAAGAGAAAGAAUUUGAGAAGAGAAAAGAUCGGAUCGCGAACGAGAGACAGAAGAGACACGGAGAGAAAGUGGCAAAAGAGCAAGCUGCAGAGGAGCGUCGAAAAGUGGCUGAACAGGAAAGAGUUGCACGAUUGCAAGAAUUGGCUGAAGCUAAACAAGCCCGCUCGUCUUUGGUUGAAGCACAACGGGAAGAGCUGGAGAAAGGAAGGAGAGAACGUCGCCGCCAACGAGAAGAGCGCUUCGAAUUGACGAAAGCGGCAGAGAUCGAGAAAAAGAGCAACGAGCAAAAGAAGAAACAGAUCAAAUUUGACUCAUCGAUCCGCAGACACGAGCAAACGAUUGAAACGGUGCGGGCAAAAGCGCACGAAUUGGCCAACGCAAAGGUCUUUGCUAGAUGGGAAGCGCUGACGAAUGCGAGUGCCUGGCCGAGUCAAUCGACGUCGAAACAAUGGUUAUGCAUACGAUGCAAUAUUACGUUACACUCUGAGCUUGAAAUCAUGGCCCACAUCAUCGGCCAAACUCAUCUCGACGCCUGGAAAACGAAAGCUCUCGAUGUGACGCAUCACAAAUUGGCCAUGGAGUUCUGCGAGUCGGUCUUUGAGGGUGACUCGACGCAGACAUCGCUUUCAACUUCCAUUGUCAUUGAAGAGGCUUUAGAUAAGAAAAAGAUCCAGAAAGCUAGACAGAAAAUCACACAACGAGUGAAGAAAUGCUAUGAACAAGUGAAAGAAUCCACACCGUACAAGGAGCAGCUGAAGAUCAAAGUCAAGGAUCGCAGCAUCCGCGAUUUGCAAGCGAGUUUAAACAACGAGAGACAACAAAGGCCAAUGGAGCACGCGAUCAUCGACUUGAUCAAACAAUUCAACGCCGAUGAUCAAUUGCCGGGUCAACUCUUUGCUUCUGGACUUUUACGAGCCAUUGCUGAGCACAUUCCAUCGUUGGCUGCAACCAUUGAUCAAGAGAGAAUCCGUGCCAAACUCUUCCAACUGCUCACCCUCAUGUGCGACAAGCAUCCAAUGGCUUCUUUGUACCUCUUCACUUGCACAAAUCUUCCCAUUUGGUUUGCGGAUCAAAUGAGCGCUUUGGCGAAGAGUGUAAAUGUGGAAAAACUCUUGGAACUGCUAGAGCUUUGGGAAGGAUUUAUUCCAAAAAGUGUCAAAUUGGAUAAAAGUUACGAAAUCGAUCAGAGGGAGAUCGCGAUCCGUGUGGACAUGUUUGUUGGGUACUGUUUGACUCUAAAUGUGCCAGCCGAUUUGGACUCUCUGAUCACGAAACUGAUGCUGAGCUGUGAGAACUUGAGCCUCGUUGAGCGUUUGUACAAAUUUGCGCAAAAGCUCAAUGAUGUGUCGAUGUCGGAGAGCACAAUCGAGUUCAUCAACAAGUUGAUCGAUCCACUGCUUAUUGGCAUCAUUGAGCAAAUGCAGCUAGCUGGAUCGGCCAUGGAAACGUCGACCGCUUCGUCGAUUGAGGAGAGUAACACCGUAAUCCCUCAACUGCACGAUAAUCCGUACUGUUUGAUAGCGUUGGCAUUUUGCUCGAGGCUGAAAGAAGUCGAUUUUAAGAAAUCCUUCUGCAACAACGAUUCUCGUUUCAUGCGAUUGGGUCUGAUCCUCUCAAAAUGUAUCCACUUCACUUCUGAUCAAAAUCCUCUCCGCAAUUCCGAUUUCUAUGCCCAAUUACCUGUUUAUAAGGGAUUGCCUUCUGCAAAAAUGGCAUCCAUUGUGCUAGUUGGACGGCUGACCGUGUUGAGCCCGAGUCAUCAGCUCCUCUUUCAACUUGGCGGCUCAAGUUCGACUCUAGCUACGUUGUGUCAAUUGCCGAUUCAAUAUUAUACAAAGAAACCCUCUCGUGAGCUGAUCGUGAUGGCGAUUGCUUUGAUCGCGCGAAACUCUGUUUCCGGAAUAGAUUUGAUCAAGCAACAUCUUGGCAUUGAAUGGAUCAGCAAAAGUUUAGAGCUCUCUACUAGUCAGCCACGAUUCCAAAGCUACAGUUUCUCCAAAGAUGAUCUUUCUUCAAUGAUUCAAUUCUUUAAUUCAAAUCUC
Molecule: messenger RNA, 3867 nt
Organism: Mesorhabditis belari
Lineage: Eukaryota; Metazoa; Nematoda; Chromadorea; Rhabditida; Rhabditidae
Source: the annotation of a GenBank genome assembly